AUGGGGACGACAGUUACUCCAUAUGAAUUAAGUGGACUAUCAGGUGAAGAAAGUUGGGCAUUGUUCAGGAGAAAAGCAGCAUUAAUUAAUGGGAGAUCAUCAGGAGGAGAAGGAGGAGGAGGAGGUGCAGUGGCGAUUAAUAAUAAUGCAGAUGAUGAUGAUCUAGUCUUCAGAAUAGGAAAGAGACUUGUUGAGGAAUGCAAAGGUUUUCCAUUGGCGUUAACAAUUCUAGCUACCAUUAUGCGCUUCAAGACAUUUAAUAUACAAGAGUGGGAAACUAUCCUAAAUACUAUGAAAGUACGAGGAGGUAGCAAUAACGAUGUUAUUGUAUCUGUGCUGAUGAUUUGUUACAAUGAGAUGGAGUCACCAUUGAAACGAUGCUUUUCAUAUUGUUAUUCAUUACUUCCUGUGAGGAAUUCUACAAUUGAGAAGAAGAAAUUGAUUCAACUAUGGAUGGCUCAAGGUUUACUAGAAGAAGAAGAAGAAGAAGAUGCGGCAUAUAUAUUCAAAGAUUAA
This is a messenger RNA of Telopea speciosissima, 516 nucleotides long. RefSeq names its product disease resistance protein RPM1-like. Bases 1 to 516 code for a protein of 171 amino acids. The transcript has a single exon. The record is from RefSeq and is a predicted model, not a curated record. Gene Ontology annotation, biological process: defense response to other organism. Gene Ontology annotation, molecular function: ADP binding. Lineage: Eukaryota; Viridiplantae; Streptophyta; Magnoliopsida; Proteales; Proteaceae.